AUGGCGGAGCCUUCCCGGCGGCUGAGGGUCUGGGCGGCGCUCUCCCUGCUGACGGUGCUGCAGAGCGGCGGCGGCCAUGGUUUCUACCUCCCCGGGAGCUAUCCCCAGCGGCACAAGGUCGGGGAAUCCUUCUAUGCGAAGGUGAACUCCAUCACCUCCGUCGUCACCGAGGUGCCCUACGGGUACUACAGCCUCCCCUUCUGCCAGCCGGAGGACGGCAUCUACGACAAGGCCGGGAACCUCGGAGAGCUCCUCAUGGGAGACCGCAUCGAGAACUCCCCAUACCGCUUCCAGAUGCUCACCAACGCCUCGAAGAUCAUCCUCUGCUCGACCGACGCCCUCUCCUCCUCUAAUUUCGACCUUCUCUGCAAGCGCAUCGACGAGGUAUACCAGGUCAACCUCAUCCUCGACAAUCUCCCCGCCAUCCGCUACGCUCAGUUGAAAGGGUUUUCCGUCCACUGGACGGGCUACCCCAUCGGAAUCCACGACGGGGACUACUACCUCUUCAAUCACCUGAAAUUUAGGGUUCUUGUCCAUAAGUACGAGGUUAAUGCCGCCACCACCGACGUCGUGGGCGUCGGCGAGGCCGGCGGGGCGAUUCUGGCUGGGGCUGCCACCGGUGACGGCGACGGCGGAGCAGCUGGGUACAUCGUGGUCGGAUUCGAGGUCGUCCCCUGCAACGUUGAGCACGAUCCAGAGGCCGUCAACGGCUUGAAGAUGUACGACACAUACGCGGGGGAGAUACAGUGUGAUCCGAACAAAGUGGCCAUGCCUUUAAAGGAGAACCAGACCCUGGUGUUCACAUACGAGGUGGAGUUCGUAGAGAGCGACAUCAGGUGGCCGUCCCGAUGGGACGCCUACCUGAAGAUGGAGGGCGCCAAGGUCCACUGGUUCUCCAUCCUCAACGCCCUCGUGGUCAUCCUCUUCCUCGCCGGUGUCGUCCUCGCGACCCUGCUGAGAACGGUGAGGCGGGAUCUGAUGAAGUACGGGGAGCUCGACAAGGAGGAGCAGGCCCUGAUGAACGAGGAGCUCUCAGGGUGGAAGCUGGUUGUGGGGGACGUCUUCAGGGCCCCCAGCAACCCUUCACUUCUCUGCAUCAUGAUCGGCGAUGGAGUCCAGAUCCUGGGCAUGGCGCUGGUGACCAUCAUCUUCGCCGCUAUGGGAUUCAUGUCGCCGGCCUCGAGAGGAAACCUCAUCACCGGCAUGCUCUUCUUCUACCUGCUCCUCGGCAUCGCCGCCGGCUACGCCGCCGCCAGGCUCUGGAAGACGCUCCGCUCCGGUGACCACUCCGGAUGGGUCUCCAUCUCCUGGGGGGUUGCCUGCUUCUUCCCCGGAAUCGCCUUCCUCAUCCUCACUGCCAUGAAUUUCCUCCUGUGGGGGAGCCACAGCACCGGGGCCAUCCCCUUCUCCCUCUUCAUCCUUCUCCUCCUUCUGUGGUUCUGCAUCUCCGUCCCUCUCAUCCUCUUCGGCGGCUGCCUCGGGUCCAGAGCUCCCCACGUCGUGUUCCCAGUGAGGACGAACCAGAUCUCCCGGGAGAUCCCAACCCAGAAGUUCCCACCCUGGAUUCUGGUCAUCGCUGCCGGCACCCUCCCCUUCGCAACCCUCUUCGUUGAGCUCUUCUUCAUCAUAACCAGCAUCUGGUCCGGCCGGGUCUACUACGUCUUCGGGUUCCUCCUGGUCGUCUUCAUUCUCCUCGUCGUGGUCUGCGCGGAGGUCUCUCUGGUGCUAACUUACACUCACUUGUGCGUGGAGGAAUGGAGAUGGUGGUGGAAGGCCUUCUUCUCCUCCGGCUCCGUUGCCAUAUACACCUUCCUGUAUUCCGUCAGCUACCUGGUUUUCGAUCAGAAGAGGUUCAGACAGCCGGUAUCGGUGGCUCUUCUCCUCGGCUACUCCUUCCUCAUGGCCUUCGCUCUCAUGCUCGCCACCGGCACCGUCGGGCUGCUCUCCUCCUUCUGGUUCGUGCAUUACCUGUUCUCCUCGGUUAAGUUUGACUGA
This is a messenger RNA of Spirodela intermedia, 1995 nucleotides long. NCBI's taxonomy places the organism in Eukaryota, Viridiplantae, Streptophyta, Magnoliopsida, Alismatales, Araceae. The record is from the annotation of a GenBank genome assembly.